UCGGAUGUAAAUUGCACCGUAGAAACCUUUCAACUGCGCUUCGCCAUCGCGAAAUGCGUUUCGAGAGCAGGCAAUGAACCGCCUUUACGAUACGUCUGCUACAUCGAUUGCAUUUCUAUUUGAUUUGUUUUUUUAUCCGAUGUUAUUUUAGCGCAUAGAAACUGUGGCCUAAUGACAGCAUUCGUAGGCGAGUAGGCGGAAGCCGUGUUAGGGAAGUUUAAAAUUAUCACAUUGUUGUCUCCCAGUGGGAUGGAUAAUGUCAAAGGGAGCGGCCGUUUGCAGUGAACCAUGCCAUCUACGUUUGAGUGUUCUUUUUUCAGUUUCGAAGCAAUGAUAAGAUGAUUCUGUGAUAUAAGAGAGAAAGAAAACUUAUUUCUAUGAGUCAUUCGUUGAUGUGCAGUGAAGCUUAUCUGAUAAGCGAAACAGGAACAAGGAAAAGGCGGAGAAAAGAAAUAAAAAAUAACACCCAAGAAUUCACUUACGCAACCCUACCACGGACGCAACGCGGUCAACCAAUUGUGCUGGGUGGCGACCCGAAGGGAAAGAACUUUCUCUACACCAACGGUCACUCGGUGAUCAUCCGGAACAUUGAUAAUCCCGAGAUCGCGGACAUUUAUACAGAACAUUCUUGCCAGGUCAACGUGGCCAAAUACUCCCCAAGUGGGUUCUACAUCGCUUCCGGCGAUCAGUCGGGCAAGAUUCGAAUCUGGGAUACGGUCAAUAAAGAGCACAUUUUGAAGAAUGAAUUCCAGCCGAUCGGUGGCCCUAUUAAGGACAUUAGUUGGUCACCGGACAGUCAGCGGAUUGUAGUUGUCGGCGAGGGACGGGAACGUUUCGGUCAUGUUUUUAUGGCAGAUACUGGAACAUCUGUUGGUGAAAUCUCCGGACAGUCGAAACCGAUCAAUUCGUGCGAUUUCAGACCGGCAAGACCAUUCCGAAUCAUCACUGGCAGCGAAGAUAACACGAUCGGUGUCUUCGAAGGUCCACCGUUCAAAUUCAAGAUGACCAAGCAGGAUCAUACGAGAUUUGUGCAAGCCGUGAAGUACUCUCCGAAUGGUCACUUGUUCGCCUCGGCUGGAUUCGACGGAAAGGUCUAUUUGUACGACGGAACCACUUCGGAGUUGAAGGGAGAAAUUGGAUCACCCGCUCACGGAGGCGGUGUUUAUGGAGUCGCCUGGAAGCCUGAUGGUAGCCAACUGCUUACUUGCUCAGGUGAUAAGACCUGUAAACUGUGGGACGUGGAAUCGCGAACCCUCAUCAGUGAGUUCCCCAUGGGAACCGCAAUUGACGAUCAACAGGUAUCUUGUCUGUGGCAAGGUGAUCAUUUACUUUCUGUUUCUCUGUCGGGCUUUAUCAACUACCUCGAUGUUAACAAUCCCACCAAACCUUUGCGAGUGGUAAAGGGCCAUAACAAACCAAUCACUGUGUUGACCUUGAGCCAGGAUCGCAGCACAAUAUACACUGCCAGUCAUGAUGGGGCCGUUACCAAUUGGAAUUCUGGAUCCGGAACGAAUGAUCGUGUUGCUGGCGUUGGUCACGGCAAUCAGAUUAAUGAUAUCCGUGCAUGUGGAGAUUUUGUUUACACUGCAGGUAUCGAUGAUUCGAUCAAGCAAAUCAGUAUUGAAGCUAAUCGUUACACCGGAGUGGAAUCUAAGCUGAGUUGUCAACCUCGGGGCAUGGAUAUACUGACGGAGAGCAAUAUCAUUGUGGUUGGAUGUGUGAAGGAUGUGACCGUACUUCAGGAUAAUCGUAAGGCUUCCUCGGUACCAAUUAACUUCGAAUCGAGCAGUGUUAGCAUCAAUCCCGAGACGCUGGACGUUGCCGUGGGAGGUGAUGACAGUAAGGUUCAUGUUUACAGCUUGAAUGGAACACAGCUCAGCUCGAAGCUGGAGUUGGAUCAUUUGGGACCUGUUACUGACUGCAAGUAUUCGCCCGAUAAUAAACUGUUGGUGGCUUGCGAUGCUAAUCGGAAAGUGAUUCUGUAUAGUGUUCCGGAAUACAAGCCUGCUCACAACAAAGAAUGGGGCUUCCAUAAUGCUCGUGUCAACUGUGUGGCCUUCUCGCCGGACUCAUUGCUGGUCGCCAGCGGUUCUCUCGACACUACCAUCAUCAUUUGGUACGUCGCCAGUCCCGCUAAGCAUACCAUCAUUAAGAAUGCUCACCCUCAGUCCCAGAUUACUGGUCUGGUUUGGCUUGACAAUGAGACACUCAUUUCCACCGGACAAGACUGCAACACCAAAGUAUGGAAUAUUGAAAAAGCUGCCUAAAGGGCGACUAACAGAAUCGGGAAACUAUGACGAGUCACCAUGAAGUUCGUACUUUUCUAUAAGUUUUUCUUUUUCGAUUCACACAUAGUGUAGAUGACGCUGUGCAUAUUGGGAAAGGAAGUUGUCGACGAUAGAAACAUAGGAACCAAAUAUUCAAAAAUCAAAUCAGUUAAGGACGAAAAAUAUCAAGCAAAAUAUAGUUUUCCCACGACUGCAAUUAAGUAUUCUUCGUAUCAUUUUAUUUCGAUCGUUUAGAGAUGAUAAAUUGUGUUAUGAUCGACCCAGCUAACAACUCAAGAAUGCAUUUAAAACUAAAUUACAAACAAUUGAAAGAAGUAGUUUUGGGAACAUUGUUUUUUGUGGUGAUUUCAGCCAUUUUCCUCGAGUAAUAUUAUUUAUUUAUAACAAAAAAUAGCACACAGGUAGUGAUUCAAUUAAUGCAGUAUCAGAUCAGAAGACUUUUGUUGUUGUGUGAUCUCUUGUUUUGAUCAACAAGUGUUGUUGCUCGUACUAUCGGUCUGUUUGUUUGCGCGUGAGCAUUACUAAUCACCGAAGCAUUUGAGUUUUAUCGAUUCAAUAUUACCGAUUUUUGGAAGGCUUUAUAAUACGAACAAGAAAAACGUGUUUGUCACAACGCAAUGUAUCGAAACGGAUUAUACCUAUUUAUAAGAAUAAAAGUAAAGAAAGCAGCAACCUGAA
Messenger RNA from Toxorhynchites rutilus septentrionalis, 2966 nucleotides. RefSeq names its product actin-interacting protein 1 (gene flr). Gene Ontology annotation, molecular function: actin filament binding. The record is from RefSeq and is a predicted model, not a curated record. Gene Ontology annotation, biological process: locomotion; sarcomere organization; positive regulation of actin filament depolymerization. Gene Ontology annotation, cellular component: cortical actin cytoskeleton. Lineage: Eukaryota; Metazoa; Arthropoda; Insecta; Diptera; Culicidae. The coding region runs from base 378 to 2267 and encodes 629 amino acids. The transcript is spliced from 4 exons.